AUGGCUAAAGCUGAAAUACCAACUCUUUAUUUUUCUGGGGAGGCACUGUCGUCUGGAAGUGAGAGCAGAAGGGAACUAUGUAACCGAGUAAGAAAGGCAUGUGAGAGCCAUGGUUGCUUCCUUUUAAUGUAUGACCAUGGCAACAUCCCUGCAAAACUACGUCAAAAUUUAUUCGUUAGCAUGAAGGCAUUAUUUGAUCUUCCUGAAGACACCAAAACCAAGUACGUAAAUCCCAAACCUUAUCGAAGCUACACCGGUAGAAGUCCCGUGAUUCCCUUCUACGAAAGCUUUGGUCUUGAUGAUGCACAUAAGCUUGGUCAAGUUCAGGAUUUCACUAACCUCAUGUGGCCACAAGGCAACACUAGUUUCUGUGAGAUAUUGCAUGUCAUGAGCUCGAAGAUGCUGGAAAUGAAUUUGAUGGUCUUGAAGAUGAUCUUUGAGAGCUUUGGCAUGGAAAAGCACUAUGAUUCUCACAUUCAGGACAGCACUAGUCUCUUCAAGGUAAUGAAGUAUAUUGCUCCUCCAAGCAACGGCCGUGGCAGUGGGGAAGACUCAGCCAUUGCUUUACGUGCUCACAGGGACAAAAAUGCCAUCACCAUCUUAUGUCAAAAUGAAGUUCAGGGUCUUGAGGUUGAAAGCAAAGAUGGGGAAUGGGCACGAGUCAUGGUUCCUCAAGAUGCUUUUGUGGUCAUUGUUGGUGAGGCACUCAAGGUCAUUAACGCCAAGCUCUCUCAACUUGUAUGGAGCAAUGGGAGGCUGGAAGCAGCAAGGCACAGGGUGGUGAUAAAUGGGAAAGAAGAUAGGUAUUCGUGCGCCCUCUUUUCAAUGCCAAAGGAGGAAUCAAAGAUUGAAGUGCCUUGCGAACUUGUUGACAAAGAUCACCCUCUUCUCUACCGUCCUUUCAUCUUUUCUGAUUACAUUUCCUACUUUGUUUCCAAGUUAUCCGACGAUGCUCUUGAGAUUUAUGCAGGAAUUUGACCCUUUUCUUUUUUCUUUUUAAUUCAUUGAUUCACAGUGUAGUUUUGUGAAAGACAUCAAUGUUAAUGCAUGCGCUGGUCUAUUUAUUGAUAA
This is a messenger RNA of Ricinus communis (castor bean), 1071 nucleotides long. Its product is annotated as probable 2-oxoglutarate-dependent dioxygenase AOP1. Lineage: Eukaryota; Viridiplantae; Streptophyta; Magnoliopsida; Malpighiales; Euphorbiaceae. The record is from RefSeq and is a predicted model, not a curated record. The transcript is spliced from 3 exons. Gene Ontology annotation, molecular function: dioxygenase activity. The coding region runs from base 1 to 978 and encodes 325 amino acids.